Periophthalmus magnuspinnatus is the source of this 979-nucleotide messenger RNA. Its product is annotated as jupiter microtubule associated homolog 1-like. Gene Ontology annotation, cellular component: nucleus. Lineage: Eukaryota; Metazoa; Chordata; Actinopteri; Gobiiformes; Gobiidae. The coding region runs from base 136 to 654 and encodes 172 amino acids. The transcript is spliced from 5 exons. The record is from RefSeq and is a predicted model, not a curated record.
GUGGUCUCUGUUCCGCUCCUCACAGUCGGGUGGAGUCUACAUCCCGUCGCAUCUCCGCACUGAAGGACGGCAGUAUUUUCAUUAGUUUUUCAUUCAGUAUUUGUUGGCGCCGAGCCUUUGAGAUAUCCUGCAGAGAUGACGACGACCACCACCUUCCAGGGAAUGGACCCCGGCUCCAAAAGCAGUUCCAGGGUACUGAGGCCGCCCGGUGGAGAAACGAGCUUCUCUUUUGGAUCGGAAGAAAACACAACCCCACGGAAGAACAAGAUGGCUUCCAAUAUUUUUGCUGAACCUGACGAUCCGCAUGCCCAUCGAAGAAACAAUCCACCCACUGGGUCGGCCACAGGGACUCUGUGUGGGGAGCCCUCUGCUCCACUGAGACGGUGCCAACAGCCAAUCCUCUUCCCGAAGAACCCCGAGCCUGAGCUGACCACCAUUCACAACUCUGGUGCUGCUCUAGUGUGGAGCCAGAAAAGACAGGAAAAUGGCCAAGAGGAAAAUAAUGGCUGUCCUGAUGAACUUGAGGGGGAGCAGGAGGAGCAUGAGCCAAACCAACAAAAGGAGUCGCCACAGCCGUCCGCUCCAUCGGGAGGAGCCAAUGCCGGGGGCAGAAGAAACCCACCUGGGGGCAAGUCCAGCCUCAUCCUGGGAUAAGACCCCUCCUUUUCAUUCAAAUGCUUUUUUAUUUUUUAAAGAUAUCACCCACCUCUCUGUCCCUCUCAUCACCUUUCCCCCCCUCCACUUGUGCGACCUUUUGUUUUAAAUCUUUUUUCUAUUAAAAUAUGAAAAAAAACUGUUGAAAAAGGCACUUUAUGUAUUUUCUGUCCUGUUACAUUCAGCCCAUCCUGUAGUGCAUCACGCCUGCUGGAAAAGGCAUGCUUGUCUCGCGUUUCUCCCUUAUUGUAAAUGGUAAAAGAUACAAAAAUACUAAAAAGAUUUGAUGCGUGAAUUUCUAAAUACAAUAAAGAUUGAUAUGAAA